CAUUGAGCUGUUGAGAAAGAUUAAUCACGCACACACACACACACACAGACACGAACGAUCAUCGUUGUUUAUUGUGUGGCCAACAAUAUACCGAUUGGACAGCAUCCAGCAGUGUGCAUAAUCAUCAUCCACCUAUAAAAAUCUAUCAGCAAUCGAAUUAUUGGAUCAACAUUUGCUGCUGGUUGCUACUUUCACUGCCCCAUGUUUGUGUGGCAAGUCAUCAUCAUCAUUCCUUUGACCCUUGUCUGCUGAAUCCAUAUGUCUUUUAUUUGGCGUUAUAUUGGCAAAACACCCACUUUAGUUGAUUGAAUUGUUGUUGUUGAUGAUUGUUGAUUACAUUCCGCGCACAUUAAUUGGAUUAAUUUGGAUCAACUUGGAUUAACAGUCAGGAUUGGUGUCUGUAAGACAUCCAUCCAAUGCACAUGUAAAGUGUGCAUUUCCAGUUGUCACCAUCAUUAGUCAUAGUCGUCACACACACACACACACAAGUAUCAGUUGAUUGUUUAUUCCAAAUCAUCAUUUGCAUCAGUCGUUGCUUUGUUUUAUUGAAUCCCAGACGAUGCUCAUCAAAGAAUUUCGUGUCGUGCUGCCGUUGACGGUAGAAGAGUAUCAAAUAGGACAGUUGUUUAGCGUUGCCGAAGCUUCGAAAAAUGAAACUGGUGGUGGUGAAGGCGUCGAGGUGGUCAAGAAUGAGCCGUUCAGCAACUAUCCACUUUUGGAUGGCAAAUUUGACAAAGGCCAAUACACUUACAAGAUUUACCACCUUGAUUCCAAGGUGCCUUCCAUUGUUCGGCUAAUCGCACCAAAAGGUUCGUUGGAGAUUCACGAAGAAGCCUGGAAUGCCUACCCGUACUGUAGAACCAUCCUCACUAAUCCAGACUAUAUGAAGGACAAUUUUCGUUUGGUGGUGGAAACGAUGCAUUCACCGGACAGAGGGACACAAGAAAACGCUCACCACUUGGAUCCACAGCUUCUUAAGCAACGGGAUGUGGUUUUCAUUGACAUUGCCAACGAUUCUGUCAAUCCAUCGGACUACAAGCCCGAUGAAGAUCCUAGGAAAUUCAAAUCACAAAAAACAAAUCGAGGACCAUUGUGCAACGAUUGGAGAAAAAGUUGUGAACCGGUCAUGUGUUCCUACAAACUGGUCACUUGUGAGUUUAAAUGGUUUGGCCUUCAAGGUCGUAUUGAGAACUAUAUUCAAAAGACCGAGCGAAGAAUAUUCCUCAACUUUCACAGGCAAGUCUUUUGUUGGGUGGACAAAUGGCAUGGCCUGACCAUGAAGGAUAUUCGUGAAUUGGAGGAAAAGACCAAAAAAGAAUUGGACGAGCAACGUGCCAAAGGCAACCUCAAAGGAACCAAACAGAUAGAUUAGUCAAGUUUCGUGUUGUGUGCGUGAGUGUGCAGAAUGUGCAACCCCUUUCAUCAUCCGAGAAUCGUCGCAGCCAUCGAUGAUUGCCAAUCUCAACGCCACUGCAGCCAUGCACUCAUCAUUCAGUGAUUCAUUAUUCUAGCAAUGUUCUAUUACCGCGUUAACCAGUGUGUGUUUUUUCAAUUUGGGCUAUUGGGCCCUCGAUUUUUCCCGGUCAUGAUCUUGAUAUUCUUGAUAUUCAUCUCCCAAUUGUAUUGUAGCUCUGGUUGUUUAUCCUAUUAUACUAUUACUAUAUUAUAAAAAAUUAUAUCUAAAUCGUCACUAAUUUUGAUUUUGCUUGAUGAAUAAAUGUUCGUUGUUAUA
Molecule: messenger RNA, 1732 nt
Organism: Dermatophagoides farinae (American house dust mite)
Lineage: Eukaryota; Metazoa; Arthropoda; Arachnida; Sarcoptiformes; Pyroglyphidae
Gene: vib
Product: phosphatidylinositol transfer protein vib
Biological process (GO): phospholipid transport
Cellular component (GO): cytoplasm
Molecular function (GO): phosphatidylcholine intramembrane carrier activity; phosphatidylinositol binding; phosphatidylcholine binding
Source: RefSeq, a predicted model, not a curated record